AGGUUGACCUGCAGAGGACCUAAACAUUCCGCAACUCAAAGCAGACUUACAAUGGCAUCCCGAUCAUUGCUGCUAACAUGGACACCACCAGGACUUUUGAGAUGGCACUGGUGCUCAGCAAGCACACUCUCUUCACAGCCAUCCAGAAACACUACUCCCUGGAGGAGUGGAAGGCUUUUGCAGCCAGUCAUCCAGAGUGCCUUGAGCAUGUGGCGGCCAGCUCGGGCAGUGGAGCGGCGGAUCUGGAGAAACUGUGCAGUAUCCUGGUGGCCAUUCCUCUCAUCCAGUACAUCUGCCUGGACGUGGCCAAUGGCUACUCUGAACACUUUGUGGAGUUUGUAAAAAGGGUUCGGGAAAGGUUUCCAAAGCACACCAUCAUGGCAGGAAAUGUGGUGACGGGGGAGAUGGUGGAGGAGCUCAUUCUUUCUGGAGCUGAUAUCAUUAAAGUGGGCAUUGGGCCAGGUUCUGUAUGCACCACACGCAUUAAGACCGGUGUGGGAUAUCCUCAGCUGAGCACUGUUAUCGAGUGUGCUGACUCGGCCCAUGGACUGAAGGGACACAUCAUCUCUGACGGAGGCUGCAGUUGCCCUGGAGAUGUUGCUAAAGCUUUUGGUGCUGGGGCAGAUUUUGUCAUGUCGGGGGGAAUGUUGGCAGGACAUGAUCAAUGUGCUGGUGAAAUCAUUGAGAAAGAUGGCAAAAAGUUGAAGCUAUUUUAUGGGAUGAGUUCAGACACUGCCAUGAAGAAGAAUGUCGGAGGGGUAGCGGAGUACAGGGCAUCAGAGGGCAGGACGGUCCAGGUGCCCUACAAAGGUGACGUGGAGAACACCAUCAGGGACAUCUUGGGUGGCCUGCGGUCCACCUGCAUAUAUGUUGGAGCUGCCAAACUCAAAGAACUGAGCCGCAGGACGACCUUCAUCAGAGUCACACAGCAGUCUAGCCAAAUGCUCACUUACCUGUGCACACUAAAAACGUGUACGCUCACAAAUACAGAUUCACCAGUAAAGGACUAGUUGAGCUGAAAAUGAUAAUUGUCCUUGUUCUGUGAAUUUGGACGCACUGUCCCUUUAAAUGGCAGAUGCAUUCAUAAACAUAUUUCCCUCUGGCUUUUUCAGUUUUCUGUGCUCAUUAGAUUCAUGAAUCUACAGUAUCUUAUUCAUUCUGUAACUCUUACACUCUUACAGACAGACCCAUAGAUAUUGUUUCACUCAGGAACCUUGCUGAACCCCAAUACAUUGCCUUGGAAAACCAAUUAUGUUGCAGCAUGCUCAGUUUUAUUCAUUUCAAGUUCUCUAAAGUAUGCAGUGGGUCUGCAUCUGUAUGAUGCAGAGGAUGAAUAAGAAAACAUCAAAUCUCUUGACAGGACAAUACUGGGGCGAAUUCAUUCUUUGCAGCUGCAAUCCAUUCUCUCCCUAGAGUGUAACUAUCAGCAUGACAGUUUGAGAGAAAGAAAUGCAUGUUGGUGGAGAAUUUACACACCAGCAGAGAAAAUUCUCUGCCACAUUAAGAUCUAGUCCCAUGUGUGUUGUAACUUUGAGUUGAUUUGAGCAGCGAGUGGUGCAGUUUGUACUGUUGUGAACAAUUUCUGCUGGCCUGCUUCCUUUGUGAUUGUACAGAGGGUGUGGUGGGAUGUCAUAUCAGACCAGAGGAAUGUGAAAACUACUGCACCUCAUUUCUUCAACAUGACUUGUGCAGUUUAAAUGAAGUAGAAAAUACUUUAUUAAAUGUAUUACGAGUAAAAAAAUUACAUAUGGAGGAAUAAACAUCUGAACAAGAAAUGUUGUUGUUUUAUGCCUUAAAUAUCUUCUCUUGUUUUGCCAAUUAUGUGAUCAAAUAUGUUAUUUUACAAUGAUGACUGACUGACUAUAUGUGAUUGUAUAUUAUACUAAGAAAAAUU
This is a messenger RNA of Carassius carassius (crucian carp), 1894 nucleotides long. RefSeq names its product guanosine monophosphate reductase (gene gmpr). Gene Ontology annotation, molecular function: GMP reductase activity. The record is from RefSeq and is a predicted model, not a curated record. The transcript is spliced from 8 exons. Gene Ontology annotation, biological process: nucleotide metabolic process. Bases 78 to 1010 code for a protein of 310 amino acids. Lineage: Eukaryota; Metazoa; Chordata; Actinopteri; Cypriniformes; Cyprinidae. Gene Ontology annotation, cellular component: GMP reductase complex.